AUGGUGGACGGCGGCCCGGAGUACGAGGUGGCAUUGAAAGGCACGGCGGCACCAUGCAAAUUCAGCUUGGACAGGACUGAGCUGGACUUUGGGGACAUUCCCUUUACCGAGGUGGGUGAAACCGAAUUGUACCUCUCCAACAAGGGUCAAGUGCCAGCAGGGUGGCCCAGCCUCAUGGCCAGUUUCAACUUCAACCUCUCUGGUGUCUCCCGCCCCUUCGUGGUGGACGUGGUGCCUUCCAACGGUGUGUUGAAGCCGGAGGAACGCUUGAAGGCCACGGAACGUCGGCACGGAUGA
Molecule: messenger RNA, 297 nt
Organism: Cladocopium goreaui
Lineage: Eukaryota; Dinophyceae; Suessiales; Symbiodiniaceae
Source: the annotation of a GenBank genome assembly